Messenger RNA from Dipodomys spectabilis (banner-tailed kangaroo rat), 2921 nucleotides. RefSeq names its product pannexin 1 (gene Panx1). Gene Ontology annotation, biological process: positive regulation of interleukin-1 production; monoatomic cation transport. Gene Ontology annotation, molecular function: channel activity. Bases 22 to 1305 code for a protein of 427 amino acids. NCBI's taxonomy places the organism in Eukaryota, Metazoa, Chordata, Mammalia, Rodentia, Heteromyidae. The record is from RefSeq and is a predicted model, not a curated record. The transcript is spliced from 5 exons.
CAGCCCCGGAGCGCAGUCGCCAUGGCCAUCGCCCACCUGGCCACGGAAUACGUCUUCUCAGAUUUCCUGCUGAAGGAGCCCACGGAGCCCAAGUUCAAGGGGCUCCGCCUGGAGUUGGCGGUGGACAAGAUGGUCACCUGCAUCGCGGUGGGGCUGCCCCUGCUGCUCAUCUCGCUGGCCUUCGCGCAGGAGAUCUCCAUCGGUACCCAGAUAAGUUGUUUCUCUCCGAGUUCUUUCUCCUGGCGCCAGGCUGCCUUUGUGGAUUCUUAUUGUUGGGCUGCAGUUCAGCAGAAGGGCUCCCUGCCGAGCGGGUCUGGAAACCUGCCACUGUGGCUGCACAAGUUUUUCCCCUACAUCCUAUUAUUAUUUGCAAUCCUCCUGUACCUGCCUGCACUGUUCUGGCGCUUCACAGCUGCUCCUCACCUUUGCUCAGACUUGAAGUUUAUCAUGGAAGAACUUGACAAAGUUUACAACCGUGCAAUUAAGGCCGCCAAGAGUGCACGUGACCUGGACCUGAGAGAUGGUGCCUGCCCCGCUCCUGGUGUUAAGGAGACUCUAGGGCAAAGUUUGUGGGAAAUAUCCGAAAGUCACUUCAAGUACCCAAUUGUAGAGCAAUACUUGAAGACAAAGAAAAACUCUAAUAAUUUAAUCUUCAAGUACAUCAGCUGCCGGCUAGUGACACUGAUAAUCAUAUUGUCAGCAAGCGUCUACCUGAGCUAUUACUUCAGCCUGUCCUCGCUCUCAGAUGAGUUUGUAUGCAGCAUCAAGUCAGGAAUCCUGAGAAAUGACAGCGCCAUCCCUGAUCAGUUCCAGUGUAAACUUAUUGCAGUCGGCAUCUUCCAGCUGCUCAGCUUCAUUAACCUCAUGGUGUAUGUUCUUUUGGCUCCUGUGGUAAUCUACACGCUGUUGGUUCCCUUUCGGCAGAAGACAGAUAUUCUCAAAGUAUAUGAGAUCCUGCCCACAUUUGAUGUCCUGCAUUUCAAAUCUGAAGGGUACAAUGACUUGAGCCUCUACAAUCUCUUCUUGGAGGAAAAUAUCAGUGAACUCAAAUCAUACAAGUGCCUGAAGGUACUGGAGAAUAUUAAAAGCAAUGGUCAAGGGAUUGAUCCAAUGCUACUUCUUACCAAUCUUGGUAUGAUCAAGAUGGAUAUUGUGGAUGGCAAAAUGCCCAAGUCAGCAGAAACCAAGGAAGAGGAGCGGCAGAGCCAAAUUGCUGAGCUCACAGAUUUGAACCUGCACAAUGAAACUAAAGCAAAUAAUGAAGAAAAGAAUGCUCGCCAGAGACUUCUGAAUUCUUCCUGCUAAAGUUUUGUUUUGAAGAGGAAAUCUCUUCAAAUCUCUUGGCUAAGGCACCCCUGUUGGGGUCACAGCUGGUGCAGAAAGUGGCAUUUGGUAGAGAUAGUCUCUCAUGAACACAAUGGUCAACAAAUGUUAUAAAAGAAGCAACAUACAAUAUACAAGAAGCACCAUUAAACUAGCAAGCCAUAUGUAUGUGUGUCCUCAUCGAUGAGCCGUGGAAGAACUAGGAAGAAUGGCAAAGGGCCUUUUAGAGCUUUGAAGAGACAACUUUCUCUGCCAACAGUACAAGACAUAGAGCUACUUGAAAUAAGCAAAAGAUUUGUUUUCCUUUAUGAAAUAAUAAUAAACAUAUCAAAACUAGACACCAGUGCCUCAUGUCCUGUAAUCCUAGCUAUUCAAGAGGCUGAGAUCUGAGAAUCAUGGUUCGAAGAUUGCCCAGGAAGGAAAGUCCAUGAGACUCUUAUUUCCAAUUACCUAGCAAAAUGCUGGACGUGGAGCUGUGAUAAAGCUAAUGGACAGCCUGUAGACCCUAAGUUCACUUCCCAGUAUUGGCACAUAUACAAAUAAUAAUGAUAGUAAUAAACAUACCAGAAUAUAAUUUAAUAGUAAAUUUAUGUGUACCCUUGCUCAACAUUGGACAAGAAAAGAAUUCUCUGGCUAACUGCAGGCCCAGAGGUCAACUUGUGCUUGGCAGGGCCCUGUGUUGGCAGCAGCCUGGUGCUCUGGCCCUGCCACACCUGAAGUUCCUUUACCAUUACUUGCCAGAUGCUGCUAAUUAUACCUUGUAUCUGCUGAUGGUUGCCCUCUUCUCUGCAGGGCAGCAGCCCAGCACUGCUCUGAGUGAAAUCACACUUAAUGAGACAGAGUUGAAAGGAUGUUCAGUUCAUACCAUACUCAGUUCAAGAAAGAAGCCCCAAAACAUUGCCAAGUGGAGAAAUCUGAAUUUAUAGAUGAUAACUCAGUCACUUCCAAAGAGAUCGACAGGGUGUUACGAAAGCAUUUGAAACAGGAUUUUACUUAAACACAUGAACAACACAGGAAUAUUUACAGAAGCCUAAUAUGACCAGGCACAUCAAUGACAUUUGUUGUCUGGUUGGAGCCAAGAACAGCUUAACAGUUGAUUUGGUUUCUAUUUAAGCAUAGUCUUUAAAAAUGCAUUCUAAGCCAUGUGCUGAUGGUUCAUGCUUAUAAUCCUAGCUAUUGAAGAGGCUGAGAUCUGAGGAUUGUGGUUCAAAGCCAGCCUAGGCAUGUCUGUGAGAUUCCUAUCUCCAAUCACCAAAAAGCGGUAAGUGGAGUCAUAGUUCAAGUGUUAGUGCACUAGCCUCCUUGAGCAAAAACACUCAAGGACAAUGCCCAGGCUCUGAAUUCAAGCCGCAUGACCAGCACCCCCCAAAAAAUUUUUUUUAAUGUAUACAAUGUUAGGAUUUAGGUGAUUAAGAAGAACUUGCUAGCAUUGAUGAAGAAUUCAAGAGUAAUAUUACAAAUGGAUGUCCAAGUCUAGUAUAAGCAUUAUUUCAUAAACAUUUAAGGCUGAUUCAGAAUAUGUUAAAAACUCUAUAGUCUGGUCAUGGAAAUCUAUUAGAUGUUCACAUUUUAUAAAUAAAGACUGUAUUGUCUGUGUA